Molecule: messenger RNA, 1164 nt
Organism: Gasterosteus aculeatus aculeatus (three-spined stickleback)
Lineage: Eukaryota; Metazoa; Chordata; Actinopteri; Perciformes; Gasterosteidae
Gene: rplp0
Product: ribosomal protein, large, P0
Biological process (GO): ribosomal large subunit assembly; cytoplasmic translation; ribosome biogenesis
Cellular component (GO): cytosolic large ribosomal subunit
Molecular function (GO): structural constituent of ribosome; large ribosomal subunit rRNA binding
Source: RefSeq, a predicted model, not a curated record
CUGACGCCCAAAGCUCCUCGUUGAUUGGACAGUAGAUUCAUAUAAACUCUGCUCGCGUCUUUCCGCUUCCUCUUUCUUUCACGCGACCCUCUUGUGUGAAGUACUACCUUGUCUUUAAACCAGCUUUAAAGCGAUCCUUGGAAGCACUGCAAAGAUGCCCAGGGAAGACAGGGCCUCGUGGAAGUCCAACUAUUUUAUAAAAAUAAUCCAACUUUUGGAUGACUAUCCAAAAUGCUUCAUUGUGGGCGCAGACAACGUGGGCUCCAAGCAGAUGCAGACCAUCCGCCUGUCUCUGCGUGGGAAGGCUGUGGUGCUGAUGGGUAAAAACACCAUGAUGCGCAAAGCCAUUCGCGGCCACCUGGAGAACAAUGCUGCCCUGGAGAAGCUUCUGCCUCACAUUAAAGGAAACGUGGGCUUUGUCUUCACAAAGGAGGAUCUGGCUGAGGUCCGGGACAUGCUGUUGAACAACAAGGUACCUGCAGCUGCCCGUGCUGGAGCAAUCGCCCCAUGUCAUGUGACUGUGCCAGCCCAGAACACCGGUCUGGGUCCAGAGAAGACCUCUUUCUUCCAGGCUCUGGGUAUCACCACAAAGAUCUCUAAGGGAACCAUUGAAAUCUUGAGUGAUGUCGGUCUGAUCAAGACUGGCGACAAGGUUGGUGCCAGCGAGGCCACGCUCCUCAACAUGCUGAACAUCUCGCCGUUCUCCUACGGACUCAACAUCCAGCAGGUGUAUGACAAUGGCAGUGUUUACAGUCCUGAGGUGCUCGACAUCACAGAGGCUUCUCUGCAUGCAAAGUUCCUGGAGGGUGUGAGGAACAUCGCUAGCGUUUGUCUGGAGAUUGGCUACCCCACUCUGGCAUCUGUCCCUCACUCCGUCAUCAAUGGCUACAAGAGAGUUCUGGCUGUUGCUGUUGAGACGGAUUACUCCUUCCCCCUGGCAGACAAGGUCAAGGCCUUCCUGGCAGACCCGUCCGCUUUUGCUGCUGUCGCAGCCCCUGUAGCAGCUGCAGCAGCGGUGACUUCUGCAGCUCCAGCUGCUAAGGAAGCGGUUAAGGAGGAGUCUGAGGAAUCAGAUGACGAUAUGGGCUUUGGUCUCUUCGACUAACACAGCGAAGAAACCAGAUCUGAGUCAAACAUGAUUAAAUAAAAUCUGUUAAAUCUAAA